Messenger RNA from Eleginops maclovinus (Patagonian blennie), 2899 nucleotides. It is a transcript of the gene trap1, whose product is annotated as TNF receptor-associated protein 1. The record is from RefSeq and is a predicted model, not a curated record. The transcript is spliced from 18 exons. Gene Ontology annotation, cellular component: mitochondrial inner membrane. Gene Ontology annotation, biological process: protein folding. NCBI's taxonomy places the organism in Eukaryota, Metazoa, Chordata, Actinopteri, Perciformes, Eleginopidae. Gene Ontology annotation, molecular function: ATP binding; ATP-dependent protein folding chaperone; protein kinase binding. The coding region runs from base 56 to 2212 and encodes 718 amino acids.
GGCGUGUGUCCCUCGGUCAGCGGGUCAGUCGUCUUCUUGUCCCUUGUCUGUCAACAUGUCUCGUUGCCUCGCGCUGGCCCGGUUCGCCCUCGGUUUCUCGAGGACCAGCUCACGGCUGACGUCAUGUGUGCGAGGGCUGAGCAGCGGAGUUACCUCGCGCUCCUUCAGUGGAGACCUGCAGGUUGGACAGCAGCGGCGGUGGAGCAGUCGGCCCACAGUGUGGAGCUCCCAGCGGCCCUGCCUCGGCUUCAGCCAGCACUCUUACUACAGCACCCAGGAAGCGGAGAAAGAGCCUGAAGAGGAGCCUCUACACACCAUCAUCAGCGACACAGAGUCUGUUCAAGGUGACUUUUCCAAACAUGAAUUUCAGGCUGAGACGAAAAAACUGCUGGACAUUGUUGCCAGGUCCUUGUACUCAGAGAAGGAAGUGUUCAUCAGGGAGCUCAUCUCGAACGGCAGUGAUGCUCUGGAGAAGCUGCGCCACAAACUGAUGACAGCAGGUGGUGAAACUGCACCGAUGGAGAUCCACCUGCAGACUGACAACGCUAAGGGCACCUUUACCAUUCAGGACACAGGAGUGGGGAUGAACCAAGAGGAGCUGGUGGCCAACCUGGGGACUAUCGCCCGCUCCGGUUCAAAGGCAUUUUUGGAUGCCCUGCAGAACCAGGCAGAGGCCAGCAGCACCAUUAUUGGUCAGUUCGGGGUGGGCUUCUACUCCGCCUUCAUGGUAGCCGACUCUGUGGAGGUCUACUCCCGGUCCGCUGAGCCCGACGCACCCGGAUAUAAGUGGUCCUCUGACGGCUCUGGAGUUUUUGAGAUCGCUGAAGCCACCGGUGUUCAACAGGGCACAAAGAUCGUGCUGCACUUCAAAGACGACUGCAAAGAGUUUUCCGCUGAGGACCGAGUCAAAGAGGUUGUAACUAAGUACAGCAACUUUGUCAGCUUCCCCAUCUUCCUGAACGGGCGGAGGCUCAACACGCUGCAGGCCUUGUGGAUGAUGGAGCCUAAAGAGAUCAGUGACUGGCAGCACGACGAGUUUUACCGCUACGUCGCCCAGGCCUACGAUAAGCCCCGCUACACGCUGCACUACAGAGCCGACGCCCCGGUCAACAUCCGGAGCAUCUUCUAUGUUCCUGACGCGAAGCCGAGCAUGUUUGAUGUGAGCAGGGAGAUGGGCUCCAGCGUGGCUCUGUUCAGCCGGAAGGUUCUGAUCCAGACCAAAGCCACUGACAUCCUGCCCAAGUGGCUGCGCUUCCUCCGAGGUGUGGUGGACAGUGAGGACAUCCCUCUGAAUCUGAGCAGAGAGCUGCUGCAGGAGAGCGCCCUCAUCAGGAAGCUGCGUGACGUCCUGCAGCAGCGGGUGAUCCGCUUCCUGCUGGACCAGAGCAAGAAGGAGCCGGAGAAAUACAAGAAGUUCUUUGAGGAGUACGGCUUGUUCAUGAGGGAGGGCAUCGUCACCACGCAGGAACAAGACGUCAAGGAGGAUAUUGCAAAGCUGUUGAGAUACGAGUCCUCUGCUCUGCCAGCGGGCGAGCAAACCAACCUGAUGGAGUACUCCUCCCGCAUGAAGGCCGGCGCUCGUAACAUCUACUACCUGUGCGCGCCGAACCGCCAUCUAGCAGAGCACUCCCCGUACUACGAGGCCAUGAAACAGAAAGACAUGGAGGUGCUGUUCUGCUACGAGCAGUUUGACGAGCUGACCCUGCUCCACCUCCGGGACUUCGACAAGAAGAAGAUGAUCUCAGUGGAGACGGACAUCGUGGUGGAUCACUACAAAGAGGAGAAGUUUGAAGACGUCAAGCCAGCCUCUGAGCGUCUGACGCAGGAGCAGGCCGACGACCUGAUCUCCUGGAUGAAGAAUGCUUUGGGCCCCCGAGUCACCAACAUAAAGCUCACCCCUCGGCUAGACACCCACCCAGCUAUGAUCACGGUGCUAGAGAUGGGUGCUGCUCGCCACUUCCUCCGCACCCAGCAGCUGGCUCGCACCCCCGAGGAGAGAGCGCAGAUUCUGCAGCCCACACUGGAGAUCAAUGCAGGACAUGAUUUGAUCAAGAAGAUGCAGGCACUGAAGGAGACGAACUCUGAGCUGGCUGGGCUGCUCCUGGAACAGAUCUAUGACAAUGCUAUGAUCACAGCCGGUCUGAACGACGAUCCCCGACCGAUGAUUUCCCGCCUUAACGACCUGCUGACGAAAGCUCUGGAGAAGCACUGAGACAGACAUGAACAGUGCAGACUGACUGGGUUUUACGCCUCUGAAGGGCGUACAAGGCUGGAUGACUGCAAAAGAGAACCAACAGGACUGUGUUUGUCUGGAGCCUUAAAAACACAUCCCUUUUCCCCCUCUAGACUACUUCAUUAAACCCUUGUGGAGAGCACAUAAAGGCUUUAAAGUGCAGGUGUUGUGAAGAUGAACUGAAGGAAGCUUCUCUGUAAAUCCCUUGUAUGUCUUUAUGCCGUGUGCAGAACUAUUUCAUCAGGCUCAAUGUCGUCCACAUCUGGUGCAGAGUAUGGAAGGAACUCUGAUUUCUAGAUCUCAUUUCAAAAUCCUUGAAAAUCCGUGAAAUACUAUGUGUAAAGAUAGUGUGCAUUAAAGCUUAGAAGUGGUAGGAGACUAUUCAAGGCUUAAUUAUAAAUGCAAGACAUUGUUACGCAGGUUACACUUAGCUUUCUGUUUUUUAUAAGCGCUCAAAUUGUUUUGUUCUCCAUUUUCUGUUCACUUUGUGGUUUAUAAAAUGCUAUACCUGAAUGUGGCAAUAUUUAAUGUAAUUAAAUAUUUUUGAACUGGGUCAAAUUAGAAUGUUUGUAGAUGGUGUGUGUGAGCUGCAGAUGUGACUUGUCAGCGGUCAAACAUUGGUAUUAAAAUAUCAUUGAAUCUAAUAAAGAAACAUUAAUUCUGAGA